Stomoxys calcitrans (stable fly) is the source of this 1617-nucleotide messenger RNA. RefSeq lists its product as uncharacterized. The transcript is spliced from 2 exons. Lineage: Eukaryota; Metazoa; Arthropoda; Insecta; Diptera; Muscidae. The record is from RefSeq and is a predicted model, not a curated record. Bases 921 to 1511 code for a protein of 196 amino acids.
UUCCAUAUGCCAUUGUGGCUACAACAACAACAACCAAUAUCAGGAAUGCCAAUAACAAGGUUAGCUAAUAGCCCCGAAUAACAUGCAAGCUCUGGUAACUAUGAGCACCACACGGGUUGGAAUUCUGAACUUCGAUUUGUAUGGUAUUUAACGUCAUCAAGCUCAGCUAGAAGCUACUGGACGCCUCCACAGGUUGCGGAUAAUGGAAUGUUCUUUAUACAGAGUAGCUACAACUACAGUCGCUAACAAUCAGCGUUAUUGAGUAGUGGGACACCACGCAGCAACGGCUUUUGCUUAAAUACUGUGUGCCCCUAUGAUACUCAAUAUGACAAGGCGAGUUAUCGGCGCCUUUGAAUAACCAAUGACCAUAACGUUACCGCGGCGAUUGAUCCUAUGUACCGAAAGGAUCUUGCUCACUUACAUCAGCUUCAAGAUUAUCGGUCUGAGACGAGUGAGUCUGCCUGGGCAGUUAAACAGUUGACAUGUAACGUGUGGUUCCAAGUCACAAUCGUUACACACAUUCUUUGAAGCGGCUGCCUCUGCCGGAUCGUAAUUGAUCCACAACUACUCUGGUUUUGACGGCGGAGGUUAAUUUCUUCCGGUGCAGUUAUGUCUUCGCAGGAAUAGGAUCUUUGUCUCCGGAUGGAAGUGGUCCACGUGAGAACUAAGGUGACAGCCCGUCGCAGUUCGAAAAGCGGCAUUCUGACAGAUCUGAAUAUUAUGCCACCGCGUGUCACAUAGCUGACAAGAACACACUUGCGCUGCAUAAGUUACCACAAACCUGACAAUUGCUUUGUACGUGGUCAAUAAGGUGCCUUUGUACGCACCCCAAGUGCUGCCGGCAAAUGACUUAAGGACCUCUCUCAUUGAUAGUUUGUUCUCUUUUGUUCCUACAGUCAAGAGAAGAAUACGUCAUUGUAAUGACAAGUGGAGUGAAUCUAGGGAGAUUGUUUUUACUAGGUCUCCUAAGGGAUUUAUCUUAUUCUGCAUUUCUACCUUGUAGAUCAGAUGAGAAUUGGAAGAAAUAUUGCAAGUGUAGGAACAAGGCGAAGUCCGUUAUUCGUCGGAUAGGAAGCAACCAUUUUUCUAAACUUUUUUGGGGUCUUGAUGCGACUGGUGAUGGAACGCACGAUGAUAGGUCUCACUUUUCAGGUGAUGGAGAGACUGACUCUUCCUUUUCGUUUUGCUGUGUGAAUGAGGUAGAAAUCAUGGAAACUAUAAUUAGGAUGAAGUCUGGGUCAGGUGGUGUGGAUGGUAUUCCAAUGCGUUUUAUCAAGACCGUCUUUCUGGUGUCUUCUUCUUUUACCUUGGCUUGGAAGAUUGUUAGGGUUAUACCCAUUCCUAAAGCGAAGCAUGUUGGAAGGGUUGAUGAUUUACGACUUAUUUCCAUACUUCCUGUUCCAAUUUCUAAGAUUGCUGAACACAUAAUGAAGAAUCAAUUAUUACAGUCAUCGCAGCUUCGAAUACACGAUAUGCAAUAUGCCAAGGCCUCAACACCUCUCAUUUAUUAAUUAAGCUAUCAGAUUCCAUCCGAAUGAACGCCAAUAAGGGAAAGCAGAGUGCAUUGGUUUUUCUUGAGUUAUUCAAUUCCAUUAAUUUUGUUCGAUUACUUACUAA